Messenger RNA from Fonsecaea pedrosoi CBS 271.37, 2316 nucleotides. RefSeq lists its product as uncharacterized. NCBI's taxonomy places the organism in Eukaryota, Fungi, Ascomycota, Eurotiomycetes, Chaetothyriales, Herpotrichiellaceae. Gene Ontology annotation, molecular function: DNA-binding transcription factor activity, RNA polymerase II-specific; zinc ion binding; DNA binding. Gene Ontology annotation, biological process: regulation of DNA-templated transcription; DNA-templated transcription. Bases 1 to 2316 code for a protein of 771 amino acids. The record is from RefSeq and is a predicted model, not a curated record. The transcript is spliced from 5 exons.
AUGGCGACAGAAUUUCCGACAGAAGACGCACAGAGAGUAGAGAAUGGAGAUACACAAGGCUCUGCGACCACGUCCGAGGGCAACAGACCUCGCAAGAAGGGCAGGGCCUGCAUUCCGUGCCACGAACGCAAGCUCAAGUGCAACGCCUCGGGACUAGGAAGUCCCUGCACUCGAUGUAUCACCAGUGGCCGAGCAGAUAUCUGUAUACCUUUCCCAGAGAGACCACGAUGGUACGAUCAGGCACUUCCUGCAGACCUAUACAUUUCAGAUCUAACACGUGAAAAAACCAGCGUCAAACGAAGAAAGACAGCGAAUGCGUCGUACACGAGUGUGCCAGAUAUUUUGGGUGAAACCCAACUUCCGGGCUCUGAUCACAUGGGCACGUCGCUGGUCGAAAUCAAUCCCUUGUUGGAUGACCCUCGUAAUAUAUCAAACUUGGAUGACAAUCCUCCAGCGAACGAGCACAACUCUGGAACAAAAGCCUCUGAUGGUGAGUUGUCUGCCCGCACCUCCACUUGCUGGCUCGUCAGUCCCCUGGGCUCCAAAGCGACUGAUCAUGAAACUGUGGCAAAAGGGACGGACGAGUCUUGCGUAGCAGUCGAGGAGGAAGACGCACACCUGCAAAUGUACUUGGAGAUGUCCAAGUGGCCGUUCGACGGGGCAUCGCCCACGAAAUUGUCGCACCCGGAAAGCGGCAGGGAAGUCAUCGAGCUGUUGGAAGGCGAAGAUUCGAUUGCGAUAUUGGGCGAGGCCCUCGGACGCAAGCAGCGCGGGAGACUCGUGCGCAUCGUCCUCAAAGAUCCCCAUCGCCCGGGGGAUCCGUCUCGAAGUCACCCUCAGAUGGACGCGGUCGACUACGAAUAUUUACAACGCAAAGGCGCCUUUAGGAUGCCGCCCCGUGAGGCACGUGAUAAAAUGAUUCGUUUGUAUUUCGAGCGCGUCUAUCCCUAUACACCCGUACUGGACCGAGAAGAGUUCAUACAGGAAUACAGAGCGGAUCAGUGCUCGCCCUUUGUGCUCUCGGCGAUGCUGGCCAAUGUGGUUCCCUAUAUGUCGCUGGAGCUCUUGCUUGAAGCUGGCUUCUCAGACCGCCUGGCUGCGCAAAAGUCAUUCUAUUCCAAGGCGCAAUUGCUCUACGACUUUUGCGCCGAGAGGAGGCCGCUCCGGCUCCUCCAGGGUUCCCUGAUCCUGAGCUCCUUGAGUCCGUCCUUCUCGCCAGACCGGGACUUUCGCUACUGGCUGACAAACUCGGUGCGGCUGGCGAUCCAGAUGGGAUUUCACCGGGAACACGUCUUCAAGAAUUUGGGCCCGGGCACGGCGAAGCUGUUUCGUCGAAUCUGGUGGGCGCUGUACAACCGAGACGUCCUCUUGAAUGUGUCGGGCCACUAUACCGUCAGGAGGAUUCGCGACUGCGACUUUGACACAAAGAGUCUCACCGAAGACGACUGGGAACCACCGACGGCGGAGCCCCGGGACGAUCUGAUCCCCCCGAUUCCUCGUAUACAAAAGCUCUAUUUCCUCGAGGCGUGCAAAUUGUCAAUCAUAUGCGGACAAUUUAUCCAGACAUUCCGCACAGCAGGAGUGACGCCGUCAGAAGAGGACUGUCUGAGGGUGGGAAAUGCGCUCACAAGCUGGCGGUGUGCACUGCCAGUCGAGUUUCACCUGCAGGGCGUUGGCCAAUGGACGGCUCAAAACAUAUGGAUCCUAUUGAUCAUUGCGUUGAGCUAUCGACUGGAAUGCAUUCUUUGCCGUGCUCUUCGGCAGCGGUAUCAAUCGUUCAACGACCACGAGAAGGCCCAAGAAGCCGCGCAGAAGCAGGAGAAUGCCUUGUUCGAGGUGGACACGGUCAUUGAACGGGUUCUCCAGAACGGAAUCGCGCACCUGUUUCCCCUGUCGCUAACGACCUGUGUCUCUGCGGUGCUGGCAUUGCACAUUGAAAGCGCCCUCCAGCCAAACAUCUCCCCCGGCCAGAAGUUUGUGACCCGGGCUCGGAUCCACACGGGACUGACAUACAUGCGGGAGACGUGCGAGUACUGGGGUGCGCUGAAGUGGACGCUGCGCAUGUUGGAAGUCAUCGUCGAGCAAACCGGGCUGUCUGCGACCCCGACCGCGAAACCCGUCGCCGAUGCCGACGGUUCCAACACGACCGAUCCUCCCCGAAGUCCACAGUUCCCCAUCUCGUUCAGCGAGGUGGACGACACGCUGAACCUGGGCGUGGAUGACCUGUGGGGUCCGCUGAUGCGCCGGGACGAUGACUGGGUCCAGGAUUUCCUGGGCUCGAACCUCCUGAGGCCGGACACGGAUUUCGACCUGUGA